This is a messenger RNA of Sinocyclocheilus grahami, 2208 nucleotides long. Its product is annotated as forkhead box protein P2-like. Gene Ontology annotation, biological process: regulation of transcription by RNA polymerase II. Gene Ontology annotation, cellular component: nucleus. Bases 149 to 2053 code for a protein of 634 amino acids. Gene Ontology annotation, molecular function: DNA-binding transcription repressor activity, RNA polymerase II-specific; RNA polymerase II cis-regulatory region sequence-specific DNA binding. NCBI's taxonomy places the organism in Eukaryota, Metazoa, Chordata, Actinopteri, Cypriniformes, Cyprinidae. The transcript is spliced from 18 exons. The record is from RefSeq and is a predicted model, not a curated record.
UUUGACAGGUUCUUUUAUACUUGGGCUCGGCUCUCCCAAACAAACGGACAUCAACUGAAAGUUUCCCCUCAGGGAUGAGACCUGGUAUGGCCGUUGCUCAUAGCGCAGCAGGAGUACUCUGAAACCAAGGCGAAAGCGGUAUUAAGUCAUGAUGCAGGAGUCGGCCAAUGAGACAAUAAGCAACAGUUCAAUGAGUCAAAAUGGAAUGAGCAGCCUAAGCAGCCAAUUAGAUGCUGGCAGUAGAGAUGGAAGAUCAAGUGGGGAGACGAGCAGUGAAGUAAGCGCAGUCGAGCUGCUGCAUCUGCAACAACAGCAGGCCCUACAAGCAGCAAGGCAAUUACUCCUACAGCAACCAGGCAGUGGCCUGAAAUCUCCAAAGAACAACGACAAACAGCGUCCGUUGCAGGUGCCAGUGUCUGUGGCAAUGAUGAGUCCACAGGUGAUCACACCCCAACAGAUGCAGCAGAUCCUUCAACAGCAGGUCCUUUCCCCCCAACAGCUCCAAGCCCUCCUACAACAACAACAAGCAGUCAUGCUUCAGCAGCAGCAGCAGCAGCAGCAGCAGCAGUUGGCGGCACAGCAGCUGGUCUUUCAGCAGCAGCUCUUGCAAAUGCAGCAACUGCAGCAGCAGCAGCACCUGCUCAACAUGCAGAGGCAGGGCCUCCUCUCUCUGCCCCCCGGCCCAGGACAGCCCACCCUCCCCGGACAGACUCUGCCGCCAGACAUACGUGAUCACAAACCUCCUGAUAAAGGGUCUUGUGUGCACAUGAACACAAAGAGCCAGCUGCUUUCUAAGAUGUGCUUGAUCGAUAACGGCAAGAUAAAACAGCCGAUGAGUUCGCUGCAUGAAGAGACCGGAGCAUCACACUCCCUCUAUGGUCAUGGAGUGUGCAAGUGGCCAGGAUGUGAAAGUAUUUGUGACGACUUUGGACAGUUUUUGAAGCACCUUAACAAUGAACAUGCUCUGGACGACAGGAGUACCGCCCAGUGCCGAGUACAGAUGCAGGUGGUACAGCAGCUAGAGAUACAGCUUUCUAAAGAACGUGAGCGUCUUCAGGCGAUGAUGGCACACUUGCACAUGAGGCCCUCAGAGCCCAAACCAUCACCAAAACCGCUGAAUCUUGUCUCCAGCGUCACCAUGUCAAAGAACCUCCCGUCUGUCUCGCCCCCCAACUUACCUCAGACGCCCACCACGCCCACCGCUCCAGUCACACCCCUUUCCCAGAUGCCCCAGGUGCCCAACGUCCUCAGUCCCGCCAAUGUACCCAGCAUGGGCGCCAUGCGCAGACGCCACACCGACAAAUACUCCAUGUCCUUGUCCUCAGAGAUCGCCCCAAACUACGAGUUUUACAAGAACGCUGACGUCAGGCCACCGUUUACUUAUGCAACCCUCAUCAGGCAGGCUGUCAUGGAGUCAGGUGACAUGCAGCUAACGCUCAACGAAAUCUACAGCUGGUUCACGCGCACCUUCGCCUACUUCAGACGCAAUGCCGCCACCUGGAAGAAUGCAGUGCGACACAACCUCAGCCUGCACAAGUGUUUCGUCCGAGUGGAGAACGUAAAGGGCGCCGUGUGGACCGUGGACGAAAUGGAAUAUCAGAAACGCAGAUCUCAGAAGAUAACAGGGAGCCCAACGCUGGUCAAGAACCUGCCAUCCAGUCUGGGUUAUGGGGCAGCUCUCAACGCCAGCUUACAGGCUGCGUUGGCGGAGACCUCUUUGCCGUUGCUGGGUAAUCCAUGCUUGAUGAAUAGUGCGUCAGGUAUGAUGGGGGCGAGUCCUCCAGGACUGAUGAGCGGCAGCCCAACCGGCCUAUUACAGGGCAGCAUGCAUGAAGAUCUCAACGGCACACUAGAUCACCUGGACACUAAUGGACACAGCAGUCCCGGAUACUCCCCACACACCCAGCUGCCUCCAAUUCACGUCAAGGAGGAGCCACUAAACAUGGACGACGAGGACUGUCCGAUGUCAUUGGUGACCACAGCCAAUCACAGUCCUGAGCUGGAUGAUGACCGGGAGCUUGAGGAGGGCAACCUAUCGGAGGAUCUGGAAUGACUAUUUUGCCCCACCCCUCUGCCGGGGCUCUGCCCCUUUCAGGCCCCGCCCCUCAACUAAUCCACAACCACCGCGAACGCAAAAAGACUGGAAGCAGCAGGCGGGAGUAUUUAUUUAGCAUGCAUCUGGAGACUGGCCCGAAGAAAAUCUAUAGC